Messenger RNA from Xenopus tropicalis (tropical clawed frog), 1288 nucleotides. It is a transcript of the gene cer1, whose product is annotated as cerberus 1, DAN family BMP antagonist. Gene Ontology annotation, cellular component: extracellular region. Lineage: Eukaryota; Metazoa; Chordata; Amphibia; Anura; Pipidae. Gene Ontology annotation, biological process: negative regulation of activin receptor signaling pathway; animal organ development; regionalization. The record is from RefSeq and is marked provisional.
UGGAAGGGCAAGUUGCUCAGAAUCAUUGCAAGGUCGGGAUAUUAUACAAUGUUACUCUGUGUACUUAAGAUCUACAUUAUUUUCUGCCUUGUGAAUGAUGGAGCAGGAAAACGCUCAGAAGUACGAGGAAGGACAAAAACAUAUUCACAUAACAGCAGAGGUUACUUCAGAAAAGAAAGGGGAAUGGGAAAAAACAAGAUACUGUUGGUGAAUACUAAAGGUUUUGAUCAACCCCACAUUGGGCAAGGUAGUUUUGGUUUAGUAGCUGAACUUUUUGAUUCCACCAGGACAGAUACAAGUAGAAAAGAGCCAGACAUUAACAAAGUCAAGCUUUUCUCAACAGCUGCCCACGCAAACAAAAGUUCAAGGAAUAUAGGCAUUUUUAGGAGAAAAGCUUUCAAUGGUUCUAGAAGGAAUAUUUUUUCUCGCCAACCAUUUAAUAAAAGAAAUACCGAUGUUACUGAAAAGCCUGGUGCCAAGAUGUUCUGGAACAAUUUUUUGGUGAAAAUGAAUGGAGCUCCACAGAAUACAAGCCAUGGCGGUAAACCACAGGAGAUAAUGAAGGAAGCUUGCAAGACCUUGCCCUUUACUCAAAACAUUGUGCAUGAAAACUGUGACAGGAUGGUGAUACAGAACAAUCUGUGCUUUGGUAAAUGUAUCUCUCUCCAUGUUCCAAAUCAGCAAGAUCGCCGAAAUACAUGUGCACACUGCUUGCCAUCCAAAUUUACUCUGAACCACCUGGCACUGAAUUGUACCGGAUCUAACAAUGUGGUGAAGGUUGUCAUGAUGGUAGAGGAAUGUGCAUGUGAAGCUCAUAAGAACAACUAUCACCAAACUGCACAAUUCAACAUGGAUGCAUCUACCACCCUGCACAAUUAAAAGGACCGACAUAUGUAAAUGCCAUUUUGUAUAUUUUUCACAUACAACUAAGAAAAAGCAUUACAUUGCCCCCUGUUUCAUAUGUCUACAAGGAAAAAGAAUUCCACCAAUAAUAAUUACCAAGAAGCGAUUUGUAUAACUUUCAAGGUACCAGUCUCCUCUGGAGUUAUUGUGUAUAAAUUCAUAAAAUCCUGAUUCUACAAACAAUUUUCAGGCAACCCAGACAAAAUCUUUUUGACUUUUUAACAAAAUGAAUACCCAAAUAUGUGUUAAGAUAAUGUGGUUACGUGUAACUAAAUAUUCAAGAUUAUUAGUGUGUUUUUUGCGUGCAGAUUUAAUUGUAUUUAUUUCAUUGUGACAAUGAAGAGAAUGUCUAUUAAAAAACAUUUUUAUGUUUACUACACUUUUA